Pterocles gutturalis (yellow-throated sandgrouse) is the source of this 900-nucleotide messenger RNA. It is a transcript of the gene TIA1, whose product is annotated as TIA1 cytotoxic granule-associated RNA binding protein. The annotation marks the transcript as partial. The record is from RefSeq and is a predicted model, not a curated record. NCBI's taxonomy places the organism in Eukaryota, Metazoa, Chordata, Aves, Pterocliformes, Pteroclidae. Gene Ontology annotation, molecular function: RNA binding. The transcript has 10 exons.
GAGGUCAAAGUGAACUGGGCGACGACCCCCAGCAGCCAGAAGAAAGACACCAGCAACCAUUUCCACGUCUUUGUCGGAGACCUCAGUCCAGAAAUCACAACUGAAGAUAUAAAAGCAGCUUUUGCGCCAUUUGGAAGAAUAUCAGACGCCCGCGUGGUAAAGGACAUGGCAACAGGGAAAUCGAAAGGAUACGGCUUCGUUUCCUUCUUCAAUAAAUGGGACGCAGAGAACGCGAUUCAGCAGAUGGGCGGGCAGUGGCUCGGCGGAAGGCAAAUCAGAACAAACUGGGCGACGAGAAAACCUCCAGCUCCAAAGAGUACAUACGAAUCAAACACCAAACAACUGUCUUACGACGACGUGGUCAACCAGUCCAGCCCGAGCAACUGCACCGUGUACUGCGGCGGUGUUACUUCGGGACUGACAGAGCAGCUGAUGCGCCAGACCUUCUCUCCCUUCGGGCAGAUCAUGGAAAUCCGAGUCUUCCCAGACAAAGGCUACUCCUUUGUACGGUUUAAUUCCCACGAGAGCGCCGCGCACGCCAUCGUUUCUGUCAAUGGAACGUCUAUCGAAGGACACAUCGUGAAGUGCUACUGGGGCAAGGAGACACCAGACAUGAUCAGUCCGGUCCAGCAGCAGAACCAGAUCGGCUACCCGCCGGCGUACGGGCAGUGGGGGCAGUGGUACGGCAGCGCCCAGAUCGGGCAGUACGUGCCCAACGGAUGGCAGGUCCCCGCCUACGGGAUGUACGGGCAAGCGUGGAAUCAGCAGGGCUUUAAUCAGACGCAGUCGUCGGCAGCAUGGAUGGGCGCCAGCUAUGGCGUGCAGCCGCCACAGGGGCAGAACGGGAGUGUGCUAACCAACCAAACCGGGUACCGCGUGGCCGGCUUCGAAACACCGACG